GGGUACUGCCUGUGACGUAACGGCGCGGCCCCGGCUGGUGAAGAUGGCGGCGGCCGAGUGAGGCGAGCGGCGCCGCGCUCCCGGUCCCGGUCCCCGAGCGCUCCGCUCCGCACAGGCCCAGUUGGAUUGGUAUCACCCCAGGCCGGAGAGGCUUUUGCUGUUGACUCAGACCUGUGCCUUGCUUCUGAGCCCUGGUCUUUGACGAGUUGGUUGUGGGGGACUUGGAGUGCUCCUCGGAGUCUAGCCUCUUUCUCAGCCCCUGAAAACUUGUCACUUCCAAACGGAGGAGGAAUAGCCAGUGGCAAUGGCUCAGUCUCCAGUGCAGGGUGCUCUUCCUGGGAUACAGAAUUUAAAAGCAGAUCCCGAGCAACUGUUCACAAAACUAGAGAAGAUCGGCAAAGGUUCCUUUGGUGAAGUUUUUAAAGGAAUAGACAACCGGACUCAAAAAAUUGUGGCCAUAAAAAAUAUUGACCUUGAAGAAGCCGAAGAUGAAAUUGAAGAUAUUCAGCAGGAAAUAACUGUCCUGAGUCAAUGUGACAGUCCAUAUGUUACAAAAUACUAUGGAUCCUACCUGAAGGAUACAAAAUUAUGGAUUAUAAUGGAAUAUCUGGGUGGUGGCUCGGCCUUAGAUUUGUUAGAACCUGGAUCACUGGAUGAAUACCAGAUUGCAACAAUACUAAGGGAAAUCUUAAAAGGUCUUGAAUAUUUGCACUCGGAAAAGAAAAUCCACAGGGAUAUCAAAGCGGCCAACGUCUUACUGUCUGAGCAAGGUGAAGUGAAGCUGGCAGAUUUUGGAGUCGCUGGGCAGCUGACAGAUACGCAGAUAAAGAGAAAUACUUUUGUGGGUACGCCGUUCUGGAUGGCGCCUGAAGUUAUCAAACAGUCAGCAUAUGAUUCCAAGGCUGACAUCUGGUCUUUGGGAAUAACUGCAAUAGAGCUUACAAAAGGAGAACCUCCACAUUCAGAGCUGCAUCCAAUGAAAGUUUUAUUUCUUAUUCCGAAGAACAACGCACCAACGUUGGAGGGAAAUUACAGUAAACCCUUAAAAGAAUUUGUGGAAGCAUGCUUGAAUAAAGAACCAAGUUUUAGACCUACAGCGAAAGAACUGCUGAAGCAUAAAUUUAUAAUCCGAAACUCCAGAAAGACCUCUUACUUGACGGAACUGAUUGACCGGUACAAGCGGUGGAAGGCAGAACAGAACCACGAGGACUCCAGCUCGGGUGAAUCAGACUCGGAAGCUGAAGGACAAGCAUCAGGAGGAGACGAUACAAGUGAUUGGAUCUUUACAAUCAAAGAAAAGGACCCAGUCAAACUACAAAAUGGAGCAGCUCAGCCCGACAACCUCAAUGAGAGGGAUCAGGUACAAGAUGCUCCAAAGCAAUCACAGUCUCAAUGUUACCUACAGUUAUUUUCUCCAUUAUUUACUGAGCUCAAGGAGAAGAGCCAAGCAGCUGGAGGUUACACCGAAGCAGUUGACGAACUGAGGGACGCCUUUUUCCUGGUAGAAGAAGCUUGUCCAGGCAUUUCUGAUACACUUGUGAACCAGCUCGUGCAGAGACUUCGAAGAUAUUCAUUAAGUGGGGCUGGUUCUUCCAACUGAAGAUUAAUGUUCGUUUCUGGAAAGAUGAUGUCACCCAGAUUGAGGAGGUGCUCUUAUAGUGAUCAUGUACAAUGACUUUUGCAAGAGUUUUCCCGUUUAUUAGGUUAUCCCCCUGGACAAACAGCAUCAAAAGAUGAAGUGUCUCAGAGCAAUUGCCAGCCAGUUUGUGCUGCUUGAAGCAAUUAGUUUUUAUCAAUUUCUACCAUAGUGCACAUUUUCAGGUAGGAUGAAUUGCCUACCAAUUAUUUUUUUUAAGUUUUGUUCUGUAUCCCAAAUUGUAUAUUUAGGACUGGGAUCUGGAAAACGAAACCUCUGCAGUGCCUCAGGUAACCUGCUUUACGUUGAUGAUUAUUACUGGGAGACGGAGAGGUUCUCAUUAGCUUGUGUACAUUUGUAUAUAGAAUCAUUUUUACCGAAGAUGCAAAUCCUGAGAGUGCAUUAGGAGCAUAACUGUCUUAUUGUACAGCCUCCUCGGGGCCGGGACUGACCUGCUU
Molecule: messenger RNA, 2094 nt
Organism: Pristis pectinata (smalltooth sawfish)
Lineage: Eukaryota; Metazoa; Chordata; Chondrichthyes; Rhinopristiformes; Pristidae
Product: serine/threonine-protein kinase 24-like
Exons: 12
Coding region: 305-1600 (431 amino acids)
Biological process (GO): protein phosphorylation
Molecular function (GO): ATP binding; protein kinase activity
Source: RefSeq, a predicted model, not a curated record